AUGGGCGGGUCUGUGGCAGGGAAAGGUUUGAGUUUGGAGGGGAUUCGAGAGGGGGGGGAGAAGGAUGGGGCGGGAGCGAGUGAGAAGAAGAAGGGGAGGGAUAAGAAGGAGCUGGAGGAGAAGAGGAAACUGAAGGCAGAGGAGAGGGUGGCAAUGAGGGAGAGGGAGAAGAGGGAGCUGCUGGAGAAGAGGAGGAUGAGGAUGGAGCAGAAGGAGGAGGAGAGGAGGAAGAAGCUAGCACUGGAGGAGCAAAGGAGGACGAGGAGACAAGCGGUUUAUAUUCAGAACCUCAAGUUCAGCCAGGUGGAGUUGCUGAUCACUUACGAGGGCUAUCCUGUCUCAGUCACGGAUCUCCGUCUCCUCAUGGACACGUUCGCCCGCACCGAGUACACGGGGCCGUGGCGCCGGCUCUUCUCGCGGCUAAGGAAGCACGUCAUCUGGGGCGUGCUCAAGUCUGUCACAGGCAUGCAGGGCCGCAAAUUCAAGGAUGCACAUUUGCAAGCAGGCAGCAGCAGCAUCACCACAAGCACCCCAUCCAAGUCGCAAGCAGCAGCGGCCGCAGCAGCAGCAGCAGAGAUGGCAGAGAGUGACAGUGAUGACGAAAGCGCACCAGCAGGGGGGGUAUCAGGGUCUGGGGUGGAUGGGAAGGCUGGCAGGAAAAUGCCCGCAGGAGCAGGGGCAGGAGGAGGGGCAGGCGGGGGAGGAGGAGGGGGAGGAGGGGAUGGGUUGGGCGACGGGAGUUAUGGUGUGAGCGUGGGGGCAGGAGGGGGAAGGGUGGGUGUGUCAGAGGCAGGUUCUGCUGUUCCUAGUGCUGCGGCCACUGCUGCGAGUGGUAGCAACAGCAGCGCACACAUGGGCAAUGCGGGCAUCACCAGUAGCAGUUCAGGGGAAGGCUCGUUUGCACCAGGAACAGGCUCUGCUGCUGCUGGUACUGCUGCCGUCCUUGCCACUGCUGCUACUGCUGCUGGUGCUGCUCCUGGUGGCAGUACCACCGGCGUGAGUGGCGGCAGUAGCAGCAGCGGCAGCAGUGGCAGUGGCAGUGGUAGCACGGCAGCUGGUUCUGGUGCUGGUUCCCUGCCGGUGGGAGGAGGCGGGGCGUCCAUGCUGCUGGCUCGGCUGGGGAACAAGGGGGAGCGCAUGGGAGAUGGGUUUGUGUCGUCGGUUAAAGGGCUGUUUAAGGACCAGCUGGGCCGAGCCAAGCAUGUGCUUAAGAGCAAAGAGCAGCAGCAGCAGCAACAACAACAGGCACAUCACCACCACCACCACCGGCAUCAUCAGCAGCACCAGCAGCAAAAGCAGCAGAAGCAGCAGGUGGAGGAGGAGAAAGGAGGAGGUGCGGGGAGGAGUGGAGAGGAGGGUGAUCUUGGUGGUGAGAGUGGAUUGGUGAAGGGAGAGGGGAGUGGGGGGUCUCCUGUGGUGCCUACAAGGAGUGGAGAGGUGGAGAAGGAGAAGGAGAAAGGGAUGAGCUCACUGGUUGCGAAGGGACAAGCUUUGGUGCCUAAGCUGUGGACUCCAAAACAGAGUGCAGCUCCAGGUCGCGUUGAUGAAGCCAUCCCGGAGGUCCCUGAAAAUGGAGCUGCAUCAGAGUCCACUAGUGGAGCAAUUGGUACUGCUAUGGAGAAGGGCACAACUUGA
Molecule: messenger RNA, 1635 nt
Organism: Closterium sp. NIES-65
Lineage: Eukaryota; Viridiplantae; Streptophyta; Zygnematophyceae; Desmidiales; Closteriaceae
Source: the annotation of a GenBank genome assembly